Molecule: messenger RNA, 840 nt
Organism: Dichotomopilus funicola
Lineage: Eukaryota; Fungi; Ascomycota; Sordariomycetes; Sordariales; Chaetomiaceae
Exons: 2
Coding region: 1-840 (279 amino acids)
Source: RefSeq, a predicted model, not a curated record
AUGAAGACCUCCGCAUCCUUGUCCACGCUGGCCGUCGCUGCGCUGGCUUCUGCCAGCCCGGUAACAGUCGAACAACGCCAGAACAACGUCGGAACCGGCCCCUUCGCCCCAGCGGCCUACUACACCUCUGCUGCGCUUGAUGGCCACACCUUCUACGCACCCAAGACCAUCCCCGAAGGCGCCAAGCUCCCCGUCGUGCUCUGGGGUAACGGCGGGUGCUCGGCCGACGCGACAGGGCAGGCGCCUUUCCUGACAGAGCUAGCUUCGCACGGUGUCCUCGUCAUCGCCAGCGGCACCCCGGGCAACGGCGGCAGCACGACGGCCGAGAUCAUGACGCAGUCGAUCGACUUCAUCACCACCAACGCGGGCCAGGGCGACUGGGCCGCCAUUGAUGCGUCACGUAUCACAGCGGCCGGAUGGAGCUGCGGCGGUAUCGAGGCAUACGCGCAAAUUUGGGACGAUCGCGUCCAGAGCAUCGGCAUCUGGAGCUCGGGGCUCCUGACUAACUACACAGCUGCGCAGGACUUCCGCAAGCCCGUCUUCUACUUCUUGGGGGGACAAAGCGACAUCGCGUACCAGAACGGCGAGCGCGACUACGCGGCCAUCCCCUCAGGUAUCCCCAAGUGGAAGGGCAACCUCAACGUCGGCCACGGUGGCACCUACACAGACCCCAACGGCGGCAAGUUUGGCGUCAUUGGCGGCCACUGGGUCGAAUGGGCCCUGCGGGGGAACACUUCGGCUUCAGAGUACCUGACGGGAAGCGGCGCGACGAGCGACGGCUGGUCGGUCGUGUCGGCGGAUCUGGACCAGUUCACCGUCACGCCCAUUGACAGUGCUUAG